UGGGACAAGUAAGGAAUAAAUAGGAAGACAUCCACGUAGUCUGUCUUGCAUCACAAUUGUGCAUCUGCGCUCAGUUCUCAAUGUAUUCGUUUGGCUGGUAGGACUUCGUGUUUAUUUGAGGACCUAAGAGUUGUCGUAUUGGCGGACGAAGGCGCCAAAGCCAACGCCGGUGCUGUUUAUUGAAAGGGAGCGGACUAAAAUGGAGCUGGAAGACGGAGUUGUGUACCAGGACGACCCGGGGACAUCAGCGAUGAUGUCUGAGCGGGUGUCGGGCCUGGCCAGCUCCAUCUACCGCGAGUUCGAGCGGCUCAUCGGGAAAUACGACGAGGACGUGGUGAAGGAGCUGAUGCCGCUGGUCGUGGCCGUGCUGGAGAACCUGGACUCGGUGUUCGCGGAGAACCAGGAGCACGAAGUGGAGCUGGAGCUUUUGAAAGAGGACAACGAGCAGCUCAUCACCCAGUACGAGCGCGAGAAAGCGCUGAGGAAGCACGCGGAGGAGAGGUUCAUGGAGUUUGAAGACACUCACGAGCAGGAAAAGAAGGACCUGCAGAACCACGUGGACAGAAUGGAGUCUCACUCCAGGCAGCUGGAGCUGAAGAUCAAGAACUACUCAGACCAGAUCAGCAGGUUAGAAGAACGAGAGCUGGAGCUCAAGAAGGACUUCAACACCCUGCAUCAGAGACACUCAGAGAUGAUUCAUAAUUACAUGGAGCACGUUGAGAGGAUCAAAAUGCAGCAGGUCAGUGAGACUUCAGAGUCCAGCGCUGUCGGCCGGGUCAGGAGGGAGCGUCCUCUUUCUUUGGGGAUUUUUCCUUCAUCUGGUCGGACAUCGCUGAUUAUCCCGGACCUCCAGAACAAAGCAGAAACUUCAGCCACAGAGGGCUGGAGGCUCACAGACUCAUCGCAGCCUCGGUCCAACACCAGCCUAAAGCAGUUGGACUUUGACGACCCCCCAAAGGAAAGGGAGGGUAAGGGUGCGCAGGACCCUCCUUGGGGGAAUUCACUGGCAGACGCCUGCAAGGAUGAGUUGUUGGACUUUAGUGGCUCCAAGUUAGCUUCAGCUUCGGCGUCCAGCCAGUCAGACGUGAAAAGGGAAGACGGGAGUAAAAAGAGCGCAGAGGUGCAGGCUGUUACAGGGACCAGAUCCACUUCCGUGGGCUUGCCUGAAAACGAAGACAGCUCAGACGUUCAGGACAUCAUCGAGUCCACGCCUGAGCUGGACUUGGAUCUCAUCGGGUACAAACCUUGCAGCACUCCCACUAAAGGCAUCGAGAACAUGGCAUUUGACCGCAACACAAACUCCCUGUUUGAGGAGCUCUCAUCUGCAGGCACUGACCUUAUAGGAGAUGUGGAUGAAGGAGCUGAUCUACUAGUGGAGUACUCUGACCUUAGUUUGAUUGGAAUGGGCCGGGAGGUUGAGAAUCUCAUUCAAGAGAAUUCACAGCUGCUGGAGACAAAGAAUGCCUUAAACGUGGUGAACAAAGACCUGAUACUGAAGGUGGAUGAGCUGACCUGUGAGAAGGAGAUGCUGCAGGGGGAGCUAGAGUCCGUGCUGCAGGCCAAGAUCAAGUUGGAGGAGAGGAACAAGGAGAUGGAGGAAGAACUCAAGAAAGUACGGCUGGAGAUGGAGGAUGUGAAACAAAAAAGCAAAGAUGAAGAGGAUGGCGACGUACCCACAGCUCAGAGGAAGCGCUUCACCAGAGUGGAGAUGGCAAGAGUGUUGAUGGAGAGGAACCAGUACAAAGAGCGGCUGAUGGAGCUGCAGGAGGCUGUGCGGUGGACGGAGAUGAUCAGGGCUUCAAGGGAGAAUCCAGCUCUGACAGAAAAGAAGAAAUCAAGCAUCUGGCAGUUCUUCAGCCGACUGUUUAGCUCCUCCUCCAGUGCCCCCACCAUGAAGAAAGUCGACUUCCAGUCGAACAUGAAGUACAACUCGCCGGGCAGCUUGGUGAAGAGGAGCAGCACCUUCUCCCAGUUCCCAACGGAGAAGUCGAAGAUUUUUGAUUUCGUCAAUGAAGGGGCAGAGCAGUGCAGCUCCCCCUCGCGUAAGGAGCAAAAGAAAGCCCAGUACCAGCAGGUCAAAGCCCACAUGCAGAAGGAGGACGGGCGCGUCACCGUACACGGCUGGAGCCUUCCUGGCAAACACAAGGCGGCAAACGGUGGUCAGCUGGGAAACAAGAUGAACUUACCCGUCCCAGUUUACCUACGCCCUCUGGAUCACAAAGAUGCUUCCAUGAAGCUGUGGUGUGCAGCAGGGGUCAACAUGUCAGGGGGGAGGACGUUCCCUCCAGAGAGUAAGCAAAUAAAAGGCUCUCAGAGCAGCCUGGACCAGCUGGAGCAGGACAGCAAGGACCAGGAGAAAGAAGAGAAGGAUGUGGAGGAGGUCUCCAAUAGGGUGUGGGUAUGCAUGAGCACCCACUCCUCCACCAAGGUGUUGGUGCUGGAUGCCACCCAACCCUCAGACCUGCUGGACAGCUUCUAUGCUUGUAACACACAUGUUGUUUGCAUCGCUAGUGUUCCGGGCGUGUUAGAAACAGAUUAUCCAGCAGGCGAGUCAAUACCCCAAGACCCAGAGUUUUUCCAAAGUGACUCGGUGUCGUUAGCUGGGAGUUUGGCUAGCGUUGGCUCAACGGGAAGUGACGGAACCGGGGCGGUGGAGGGCGUCACCGCUGUCCCACAGACAGCCAGCUCGGGUGCCAGUGAGCAGCCCACAGAGUACGGCGCCACAUCAGAGUCGGUUCAGCUCUCCUCAGAGACCAGUCCUGCAAAGGAUGGUGUUCCCACGGCGGAAGAGGCCACAGAGGCCACAGAGGCAAACGCUGGUGUGGGGGAAGAUGGAGAGGAGGACCAAGGGACAGAUCCAAACCAGGCAGGAAUCUACACUGAACACGUUUUCACUGACCCUCUGGGGGUGGGACCCACUGAGUGCUUUGCAGAUGAAACCCAGAGGGGCUCUGGGGAGGGCGGUUUGACGUCCCAGUCCGAAGAUUUGGACUCGUCUGAGGCUGAAACGCUGAGGAUGAGCAGCGCGCUUCCCACCAUGUGGCUGGGAGCUCAGAAUGGAUGCCUUUACGUGCACUCAUCUGUGGCUCGAUGGAGGAAGUGUCUCCACGCCAUCAAGCUGAAAGAUUCCAUCCUCAGCAUUGUGCAUGUUAAAGGAAGGGUUCUGGUAGCCUUGGCUGAUGGGACUUUGGCAAUUUUCCACAGAGGCAUUGAUGAUCAGUGGGAUCUGACCAACUACCACCUGCUGGACCUGGGUCGGCCACACCACUCAAUCCGCUGCAUGACGGUGGUGCACGACAAGGUGUGGUGCGGCUACAGAAACAAGAUCUAUGUCAUUCAGCCCAAGGCUAUGAGGAUAGAGAAGUCUUUCGAUGCUCAUCCCCGCAAAGAAAGCCAAGUGCGACAGCUGGCUUGGGUUGGAGACGGGAUCUGGGUGUCCAUUCGUCUGGAUUCAACUUUACGUCUAUUUCACGCCCACACCUACCAGCACCUACAAGACGUGGACAUCGAGCCAUACGUCAGCAAAAUGCUGGGUACUGGUAAACUGGGCUUUUCAUUUGUAAGGAUCACAGCUCUCGUCAUGUCUUGUAGCCGUUUGUGGGUGGGAACGGGAAAUGGAGUCAUCAUCUCCAUUCCUCUGUCUGAAGCUAACAAGACAACAGGAAUAGUGCCAAACCGGCCCGGCGCCGCAGUGCGGGUCUACGGGGACGAGAGCUCGGACUGCGCCGCUCCAGGCGGCUUUGUGCCGUACUGCUCCAUGGCCCACGCCCAGCUGUGUUUCCACGGACACCGAGAGGCCGUCAAGUUUUUUGUGACCGUCCCAGGUCAGGCAAUGCCACCUCCAGGCUGUGCAGAUUCAGGCUCCGAUGACCCUGCGUCAGAAUCCUCAGAAAUAACAUCUUCUGAGCCCAAAACGUACCUGGUCAUGAGUGGAGGAGAAGGCUACAUAGACUUCAGAAUUGGCGAUGAAGGCGGUGAGUUGGACGGUUUGUCCGAGUCGACGGGCAGCCAACAGUUGGCGCCCACCAAGGCGGAGCAGAGCCACCUGAUCGUUUGGCAGGUCACCACUUCUCAUGACUGAAGGACCAGACGGCAGUGCCAACACGGGGGGCGACUAACCCUGCAUGCCCUCCUCAAAGCUCUGACUUUUAUUUAACUAGUUGUUCCUUAUGCCCAAGUAAACAGCUUUGUAAAAAAAACCUGUAAUUAUUUUUAGUCCAUGAUUUUGUACCAUUUAUUUUUAACACCAGCUCUGAUGUUUCUGUCAAAUCCGUCCGGACGUUCCAUCUGUAGGAAUCUGAAAGUGGAAAGAAAAGUAUUUCUCAAAUAUUUGUCGUAAUGGAUAAAGCGCUUAUUUAUUUUGUCUGAUAGAGAAACUGGUGAAAAUUACCCAGAAUGCCAGGUUUGCACUGAGUCACAUGCAGUGUUUUUUGUUUGUUGCAGGUUUUCAUGUUUUAGAAGCGCCCUCCUCUCUUCCUCGGCUCUGUUAAAGCAGAACCUUUGUGAAUCGAUGCUGCCAGUCUCACCAGCUCAGUGCUUCCUGUUCGCUUCAGCUAGUUGGCACUUUAAGACGUUAGUCGUUAGAAAUGUGAAGGAACAAACGCUUGUAAACUACACUGCUGUGUCCUAAUGGUGCGAAGGGAACGCAUGUACAUUUCAGUUUAGAAAAGGAGGUCAAAGUAACCAAAGGAUGGAAGAAGACGAUUCACCACGUAACUGUUAAGAGUUGUGCGUUUGGAAAUGACGUGUACAUUUUCAGGGCAUUGUUGGAAAUAUGCUUGAAGAAAGGGAAAUCAUUCAAAUGAAUUUCCUUUGUAGUGGACAUAGCAAAGCAUGGAAGAGUGUCUCUCCUGGCUGCUUCAUUUUUUCAUGUAUUUUUCUUUUAUUUUCUGAGACAUUUCAUUCAGUAAUAAGCAGUAUGAUUACUCACUGUAACCUAACCACAUCAUGUCAUUACUAGAAAUAUCUUUUUAUUUGUUUUUAUACAAAGAAAUUGGGCCAUGUUUGGUCUAAAGUCCAUUUCUAUGAUCUGUUUGCCAUUCCAGUAUUUAUUUUCAUUGUUAUGGAGCUCUUCUGGGCUCAGAAUGUAACUUUCUACUCAAUUAAAUAUCAUAGGAGGGUAUUCUGAACAAAAUAGUCAGAUGAGUUUACAUCAUUGUUAAUAGUAAAAUAAAAGAAGUUCAUGACAUAAUUUUGGAAACUUGAUGGUUUUCUUGAAAAAAAGAAUCAUUUAUGAAACUAUGCAUGUUUAUUUUUUUAAGGGAUCACAGCUCUGUUGUCUGCUAAAUCUGUUUUUGCCACUAAUUCGACAGGAUUGGAUGAAGUGGGUGUGUGCAUUUGAAAACAUGUGUUUCUGAUUUUCCAAGUGAGACAGUUGUGUGUGUGUUUGUGUGUGUGCUGUAUGUGUGUUUUCAGUGCUACAUCUGUAAAAACUCCCAGACUGUUCGGAUGAAGCCUUUGUACUCAGCUUCUCCGGAGACAGUGACAGUGAUUCUUCAUAGUCAAUGUUUGCUAAAACAUGAUCAUAGCCUUAUUUUUUAACAAUCAAAUAAACCCGGUUUCAUGGAGAUCAA
Messenger RNA from Oryzias latipes (Japanese medaka), 5573 nucleotides. The record is from RefSeq and is a predicted model, not a curated record. Lineage: Eukaryota; Metazoa; Chordata; Actinopteri; Beloniformes; Adrianichthyidae.